Messenger RNA from Enterobius vermicularis (human pinworm), 820 nucleotides. NCBI's taxonomy places the organism in Eukaryota, Metazoa, Nematoda, Chromadorea, Rhabditida, Oxyuridae. The record is from the annotation of a GenBank genome assembly.
AGCACGUUUUUCAUGUCAUCAUUAGAGAGCUAACUGAUAGGAUGUGAAGGCACAAUUUCUCCAACGUUCUACCAGCAGUGGAUUUGGCUGUAACGAUGAUUUGUCAAAACAAAAACUAUCGUACGACCCAGCUGCCGUCGGUUGGCAAAAUAUCAAUUUUGAUGUAACCACAGCCAUGUUACGGUACGAUGCCGCAAUUGCUGCCGAGAUGGUUAACGAGUAUUUUUUGCCGUUUUGCCAGAUUGAAACUGAUAACAAACAACGACUGUUUCGUAAUUUCUUUGCCAAUUUUAUCCUUAUCGAAAGAGCUUUCCUUACCUCUGUUUAUUUCCCGUCUGAACACGAUGACAGGUUUGCUUUUUCUAACAAUGCCUAUUUCCACCUUGAUGAUCUUACAAAAUACUUCAAUUGUGAUGCCCUAAUUGCUCAUCCUGCUGAAGCUGCAAAGAUUUUCAAGCCAACAUAUGAUGUAUCACGACGGUGUUUAAAAAAUCCUAUGGCUGAAAUGAAGUUUACUGAAGCUGAAAUGGUUGGGUUGUUAUAUUUAAGCCUUUGGAAUGAAGCAAUUGAUGGAAUAAGUAAGGAAACAAGUGCAGUAUCUAAACAGGCCAGAGAUCAGAUUUAUAGGGAGCUGUAUACGCUUUGCCUAAGAUCAGACCCUGAAACAGCUCCGAGACGUUUCGGUUGUGUAGUCAACUUUUUAACCGUCUCACAGAGGCUCUCGGCACGAUUUACGGAGAAUUUUUCAAUAGCAAAAAUUUUUGACAUUUUUAAUUGCGAUAAUUUCUUAUUUGAAAUAAUGCCACAAACAGUUUGUUAA